Molecule: messenger RNA, 1161 nt
Organism: Cylindrotheca closterium
Lineage: Eukaryota; Bacillariophyta; Bacillariophyceae; Bacillariales; Bacillariaceae
Source: the annotation of a GenBank genome assembly
AUGACCUCCACCGAUGUCUCCUCCCAUCCCAGCUUCCCUCACAAGGAAUUCACCAAAAUCAUCGGAAAACCAACAGUCGAAGCCAUCACCACACUCCGCCAAGAAAUGUUCGCCAACGCGAUGUCCGUACCCUCCACCUCUGGCGGCGGCGCUCAUGGACUACUUGGAGCAGUCACCACGGCGCCCGACUACCUAACCUACAGCAACCAACCUAUCGCCUUCAACUCCCCAAUCCAUCCAGGCGAUCCACCGGUCCCAACCAAUGAAACUGCAGUCCAAAUCACCAACAACAACCGAGCCUACGAAAAUAACCUCCGCACCUAUACCACCUACAUCACAUUGGUCAAUAGUUUAAAACAACUACUAAUCGGAGCCGUUGACGACAUCUACAUUGCAUCGCUCAAGGAUCAACACAUGGGCUAUGCCAACAUUUCCACCUUGACCAUGUUCACACACCUCCAGACCAAAUACGGCACCAUGAAACCCGCCGAAUUGGAAGCCAACCGUGAUCGCCUCAAGGAGAAAUGGAAUCCGGACCAACCUAUUGAACACUUCUUCAACAAAGUCACUCAAGUCCGUGCCAUUGCCACCAGAAAUGGAUCUGCCAUCUCUGACGACGCGACUGUCACAUUGUGCCGCAGUGCAUUCGAAGGAGCUGGAGUCUACGGACAGGCCAUCUUAACCUGGGACACCAAAGCACUCACCGACCGCACUUGGACCAACUUCGAACCCCACUUCCUCCUCUACGAAGAAGCGCGCCUUGAAGGUCUCAAAACUGCAAAGCAAGCUGGCUUCCAUGGCGCCAACCAUGUACUCUACACAGCCACUGGCACCCCUGUCCUGACGCCACAUACCAACCCAGCCAACAACGAGAAUACCCCACCACCCCUAUGCCACCGUUGCAACAAUGCUAAUGCCACACCACCGUCCCAACAACAAAAAGCAAAGCCCGAAUUCUUAUAUUGCUGGACCCAUGGUCUCACAAAAGGCAAAGCCAACCACACCAGCAAGAAUUGCACUGAACCAACAGAAGGCCAUAUGAAGCAAGCCACCAUAUACCGCCGAUACGGCGGCAGCACCUCAUUCGAUACACUCACCAACCGUACCAACCGCUACCAACAAAGCACCAACGACGGCGAGACUCGACCCGCUUCCACUUGA